This is a messenger RNA of Venustampulla echinocandica, 2199 nucleotides long. RefSeq names its product putative NIMA-like protein kinase. Gene Ontology annotation, cellular component: cytoplasm; nucleus; centrosome. Gene Ontology annotation, molecular function: ATP binding; protein kinase activity. The record is from RefSeq and is a predicted model, not a curated record. Gene Ontology annotation, biological process: protein phosphorylation; chromosome segregation. Lineage: Eukaryota; Fungi; Ascomycota; Leotiomycetes; Helotiales; Pleuroascaceae. The transcript has 3 exons. Bases 1 to 2199 code for a protein of 732 amino acids.
AUGUCUGAAGGAGAUAAGUAUGAUAUCUUGGAGAAGAUAGGGCAUGGCUCCUUUGGAAUUAUUAGAAAGGUCCGGAGGAAGCAGGAUGGUCAAGUUCUAUGUCGCAAGGAAAUCAACUACCUACGCAUGUCGCAGAAAGAACGGGAGCAGCUACAUGCUGAGUUCGCUAUCCUAUCAUCACUACGGCAUCCGAACAUAGUGGGCUACUACCACCGAGAGCACUUGAAGUCGACUCAAGAUCUCCACCUCUACAUGGAGUAUUGCGGGAAUGGAGACCUAGGCCGAGUCAUCAAGGACCUUCAAGCCAAAAAACAAUAUGCCGAAGAGGGCUUUGUGUGGAGCAUGUUCUCUCAACUGGUGACCGCCCUUUAUAGAUGCCACUAUGGUGUUGACCCGCCAGAAGUUGGGAGCAAUGUCAUGGGCUUGGGUAACUCUGCGAAGCCACGUCAACCUGCCGGCAAUGUUAUGAUUCUGCAUCGCGAUUUGAAGCCAGAAAAUGUUUUCUUGGGAGAGGAUAACUCCGUCAAGCUUGGCGAUUUUGGGCUCUCCAAAAUUAUGCAAUCGCAUGACUUUGCCUCUACCUACGUUGGUACACCAUUCUAUAUGUCUCCGGAGAUUUGCGCUGCAGAGAGAUACACUCUGAAGUCCGAUAUAUGGUCGCUAGGAUGUAUUAUCUAUGAACUCUGCGCCAGAGAACCGCCUUUCAAUGCGAAAUCCCAUUUCCAGCUUGUCCAGAAGAUCAAGGAAGGGAAAGUUGCACCAUUGCCCCAAGUUUACUCUCCAGAGUUGAACGCCGUCAUCAAAGAUUGCCUUAAGGUCAAUCCAGACAGACGCCCGGAUACUGUAACGCUACUUAAUCUCCCCGUUGUCAAGCUCAUGAGGAAGGAGAAGGAGGUGGUCGAGUUGGGUAGGAUGCUGAGGAACAAAGAGGAGGUAGCUUCGCGCCGAUUGAAUGAGGCUGAAGAACGACUUCGCAAAUCUGAAUCUGAGAAGACGGCAAUGCGCUUAGAGAUCGAGGCCUCUCUCCGAAGGGAGUGGGAAGUUAAGGCGCAGCUAGAGAUCAAUCGUCUCGUCCAGCAAGAGAUCGAGAAGUUACAAAAGAAGUUCGACUAUGAGGUGCAAGAACGGGUUGAUUCCGAAUUACAGAAGCGCUCCAGUACAGAAAGUGCCAAGGCAACAUCGAUCAAAGACUUCUCUGGAUCAAAUUCGCACCCUCAAAAUGACAUCCAAUUCUCAUCUGUCGGCACUAGUGGAGAUGGCGAUUUCCCUUCCUCGACAGACUUGACCGAUCUGUCACUUGACUCCCCAGAACCCUCAAAGGGCCUCAAGAAGAGCACCCGAACUCCAUUCGGGCGAGCUCAGACUAUGUUCGCCGGAACCCCGAUGGACAUUGAAAUGGGCGAGCCAUCCCCAAUAUCAAUCGCCUCGCUUUCUCUCUCCCCACGUCGCAAUGGGGCGGCCAAGGCCCCCAAUGGUGGGCGCAAUAUCUUUGCGGCGGCAGCUGGGGCUGAAGCCCGUUGGCAACCAUCACUUAUCAAUUCAGAUGAUUCGGAUGAUGAUGAUGUGCCACCUCAUCCGUCACCAACGAGGCAAAAGUCUGCCAAAAAUCCUUUCAAACCUAGCGGUGCUCGACCGGCCCUGAUCUCUCAAAGGACUGUACCAGCUCACAAACCGUCCCAGCUUAACAUAUUUAAUGCUGCAAAGGUCAACUCAACGCCAACCUUGCCGUCGCUGUCAAGCGCGCCCGAUUUGCGGCCACAAGCCAGCAGUGCCGCACUCAAGGAGCGGAGCUCAUCACCCAACCGGAGACUAUCCAAGAUUCCUUCAUCCACAAACUUGCACUCUCAUGACAACCGACCAACAUCUCCCACAAGAAAAAGUAGCUUAACCAAGGGGAAGAAUACCGGAGGGGAUGAUCUCAACAAGAUAGCAACAAAAAAUAAUAUGAUCAAAGCUGGUAGUGGUGGAAAUCUCGCACCCAAGGGCAGGACAUUGGUCGAGUUGGCGCAAGCACGAGCAGGCGGAAGACCAGUCGACGAAGGCAACCGAAGCCCGGAACCAAAGGGGCGAGCAUUCGCAGCACGGAUGACUGACAAGGUAGCGGCCAGAGAUCAAGAAAUUCCAGUGUGGGAUCCGGAGCGAGACGAGAUGCCGAGUCCAUUCUUGGUCCGAACUCGCGCUCCAGUCAGGAGACUGUGA